AGAUAAGAGGCGGUUAUACAAUAUCCUAUACCAACAAAAUCAAGAAUUUGGGAUAUUUUUUUACAAACGCUUUCAUUCUCAGAAGAAGAGUGAAAUCUUGAAAUGGGAGAAGUUGCGAUGAGCAGUGAAAAUGGAAUGGAAUUGCAAGCUCGAGAAGCGGAGAUGGAAAGAAACGGGAAUGGAAUCACAGCUGAAGAAGGCGGCGGCGGCGUGGAGGGGGGUUCUGAGAAAGUGAGGUGGGAGAGGUUCCUCCCAAAAAUGGUGGUGAGGGUGCUCUUGGUUGAGGCUGAUGAUUCCACUAGGCAGAUCAUUUCUGCACUUCUCAGGAAAUGCAGCUACAGAGUUGCUGCAGUUAAUGAUGGAUUAAAAGCUUGGGAGGUUCUGAAAGCAAGGCCCCAUAACAUAGAUCUUAUUUUGACUGAAGUCGAACUGCCAUCAGUCUCCGGAUACGCGCUUCUCACUUUGAUCAUGGAGCACGACGUCUGCAAAAACAUUCCAGUAAUAAUGAUGUCUUCACACGACUCGGUUAGCACAGUCUACAAAUGCAUGUUGAGAGGUGCGACCGACUUUCUUGUCAAGCCCAUCAGGAAAAACGAGCUCAGGAACUUGUGGCAGCAUGUCUGGAGGAAACAAGCUUCGAGCACUGCUGCUGGACCAGGACCUCCCGAUGAGAGUGUUGCUCAAGAGAAGGAUGAAGCCACCGCUGAGAACAAUGAUACGAGCAACCAUUCUAGUGGUUACAUGUCGUGUGUACAGAGAAACAAAGAGGGCAUCGAGAAAGGAAGCGAUGCUCAGAGUUCAUGUGCAAAACCGGGAUCGAAAGCUGAAGAAGAGGAAGACACUGAACUCGUUAAAAACCACCCCUCGAAACCAGAAAGCCCGAAGUGUCUUUCAGAUGGCAUUAGUACUCCCGGACAGGAAGAAUGCCAUCAACAAAAGAGUAAAAUCCGAGCACAUGAUAGUGAGACCGAAGGAUUGCAAGUGGCAGCCAAAUCAGACGCUGAUCAAGGAGCGACACGAGAAGACAAGAGCUGUGAUGAUAAUCAAGAACAGCCUGGAUAUAUUUUAAGAGAGGCCAUUGAUUUGAUUGGAACUUUUGAUAACAAUCACCUCAAAAAAGGCAGUCUUGCGACAUCUGCCUCAAUUUCUAAUGCAAACAAGUUCAACAUGUUGCCUAUGUUGGAUCUGUCUUUGAGAAGAUCUCAAGUAAAUGAUGAAAGUCAGAGGCUAAACCACUCUGAUGCUUCUGCUUUUUCGAGAUACGUGAACAAGCCGUUGCAGCUCAGUCCCAGCACUUACAAUCAACACAAGGACAUUGAGACGAGCUCGGAGAAACAAGCCGGUCCAACACAGAACUCACCCUCUACGCCUGCUGUCCAAACAGGAUGGCCUGAAUUCACAUUCUCCUACUCUAAAAGUCGAGACAUAUCUCACCCGGUUCCUGUUAGAGGCGUAGGAUUCGGAAACUUGAGCAGCCCUUAUGGUUCUACAACGCCCUCAUCGGGAUCUCCAUCACUGCCUGGUCAAGGUGCAACUACUCACCACUCAGAACCCUUCCCACAGCCAAAUCCUCUCUUUCAGUCGGACCAUCAGCCCUGGACUCCUCAGCAACUUCUCAGCCCUGCAGACCACAGGAACAGCAACUCCGUAGAUCAGACAGAAAACAAACAGGACGAGUUGGAGGAUCAUGGCCUCGUCUCACACGGAACGAAUCAGAGUGCUAAUAGCAGUUUCUGCAAUGGCAACAUUAGCCAUCAUCACAGUCAAGUUUCUGGAUGCAAUGGCACGAUCAACGCUCACGAAGACAGCUUCCACCAUCACGAUGGACCCUCUCACCGAGCAAUGCAGAGAGAGGCCGCCCUAACGAAGUUCCGCCAGAAAAGGAAAGAUAGAUGCUUUGAGAAGAAGGUGCGGUACGAAAGCAGGAAGAAGCUGGCUGAGCAGCGGCCGCGUGUAAAGGGACAGUUUGUCCGACAGCUGCCAAUGGAUCAACCUGAAAGCUCGUCGGCUGGUUAGCUACAUCAGGAGCAAGUUAUGGCAGUAACAAGUAGUGUGAUCAGUUAGAAUUUGGCAUCUCUUUAUUCUUUACUUUGAUGUAUGUAUUAAUGUAUGUAUUUAUUAUAGAGCUGAGAUACAACCUAACUAGUUGUAUAGUAGAAUGUAUUACAUUCUUCAUCAACUGCUUGUACAUGGUUUUUUUGUUUUUGCUUUUUUUGCCUCAGUUUUCUGUAGCAUUUUGAGGCAUUCUAUACAUUGAGAUAGAGAUUGGCUUA
Salvia hispanica is the source of this 2273-nucleotide messenger RNA. RefSeq names its product two-component response regulator-like APRR5. The record is from RefSeq and is a predicted model, not a curated record. Gene Ontology annotation, molecular function: protein binding. NCBI's taxonomy places the organism in Eukaryota, Viridiplantae, Streptophyta, Magnoliopsida, Lamiales, Lamiaceae. Gene Ontology annotation, biological process: cytokinin-activated signaling pathway; phosphorelay signal transduction system.